This is a messenger RNA of Neomonachus schauinslandi (Hawaiian monk seal), 9595 nucleotides long. It is a transcript of the gene MICAL3, whose product is annotated as microtubule associated monooxygenase, calponin and LIM domain containing 3. The transcript has 32 exons. Lineage: Eukaryota; Metazoa; Chordata; Mammalia; Carnivora; Phocidae. Bases 417 to 6452 code for a protein of 2011 amino acids. Gene Ontology annotation, molecular function: FAD binding; protein binding. The record is from RefSeq and is a predicted model, not a curated record.
CGAGCCAGCAUCCAGCUCUGCUGCACUGACUUCUCCAACCCCAGCUGAGAUGCAGCAGUGAGGACAAGAAGCGAGAGGCAGACACCCAGGAUCUCAUUCCUUCCUUGUUGCCUCGACUGUGAAUCCCUGGACCCUGGGAUUGCAGAGAAGGGACAAGGGGGAGAAACGGAUGUACCGUGGAGCCCCCCCCAUGCUAGCCUCCGGUGGGGGUCCAGCGGGAAGGGGGAGUGUGCAGCACUAAAGAUGUGUACAGCCAUAGCAGCCGCACCUGUAUGCUGAGGACCAUGGAGAGCCAGCACUUAUUAUGUAUUGAGGAGAUGCCCUUUGAAGCCCUAAUCGAUUAAUGUGACAGAAUCAGGUGGAUCAACAGCCAUCCCACUGCCCCCUUUGUUGGGGGCUGCUGAGAGUGGGGAAGCAUGGAGGACAGUAAGAAUGAGACAAUGAAUCGCGCUCACAUCCUCUUUGACCGGUUUGUGCAGGCCACCACCUGCAAGGGGACCCUCAAGGCCUUCCAAGAGCUCUGUGACCACCUAGAACUGAAGCCUAAGGACUACCGCUCCUUUUAUCACAAGCUCAAGUCCAAGCUUAACUACUGGAAAGCCAAAGCGCUGUGGGCAAAGUUGGACAAGCGGGGCAGCCACAAAGACUACAAAAAGGGAAAAGCAUGCACUAACACCAAGUGUCUCAUCAUUGGAGCUGGCCCCUGUGGUCUCCGUACAGCCAUUGACUUAUCCUUAUUGGGAGCUAAGGUGGUCGUUAUUGAGAAACGAGAUGCCUUCUCCCGCAACAAUGUCUUGCAUCUCUGGCCAUUCACCAUACAUGAUCUGCGAGGUCUGGGUGCCAAGAAGUUCUAUGGCAAGUUCUGUGCUGGAGCUAUUGACCAUAUCAGUAUCCGUCAGCUUCAACUAAUACUUUUGAAAGUAGCCCUGAUCCUAGGCAUUGAGAUCCAUGUCAGUGUGGAAUUCCAAGGUCUUGUACAGCCUCCUGAGGACCAAGAAAAUGAACGUAUAGGUUGGCGGGCACUGGUCCACCCCAAAACCCAUCCUGUGUCAGAAUAUGAAUUUGAAGUGAUCAUCGGAGGGGAUGGCCGUAGGAACACCUUGGAAGGAUUUCGCCGGAAAGAAUUUCGUGGCAAGCUGGCCAUUGCCAUUACAGCAAAUUUUAUUAACCGAAAUACAACAGCAGAAGCCAAAGUGGAAGAGAUCAGUGGUGUGGCUUUUAUAUUCAACCAAAAAUUUUUCCAGGAACUGAGGGAAGCCACAGGUAUUGACUUGGAGAAUAUUGUCUACUACAAAGACGACACACACUAUUUUGUUAUGACAGCCAAAAAGCAGAGUUUGCUAGACAAAGGGGUGAUACUGCACGACUAUGCCGACACAGAGCUCUUGCUUUCCCGGGAGAAUGUGGACCGAGAGGCUCUGCUGAACUAUGCCAGGGAGGCAGCAGACUUCUCCACUCAGCAGCAGCUGCCAUCUCUGGAUUUUGCCAUCAAUCACUAUGGGCAGCCUGAUGUGGCCAUGUUCGACUUCACUUGUAUGUACGCCUCCGAGAAUGCUGCCUUGGUGCGGGAGCAGAAUGGACACCAGUUGUUAGUGGCCCUGGUUGGGGACAGCCUCCUAGAGCCUUUUUGGCCAAUGGGAACAGGAAUAGCUCGAGGAUUUCUAGCUGCUAUGGACUCAGCCUGGAUGGUACGAAGUUGGUCUCUAGGAACAAGCCCCUUGGAGGUCCUGGCCGAGAGGGAAAGCAUUUAUAGAUUGCUGCCUCAGACCACCCCUGAGAAUGUGAGUAAAAACUUCAGCCAAUACAGCAUCGACCCUGUCACCAGAUAUCCCAAUAUUAAUGUCAACUUCCUCCGCCCGAGCCAGGUGCGCCAUUUAUACGAUACUGGGGAAACAAAAGAUAUUCAUCUGGAAAUGGAGAACCUGGUGAAUUCCCGAACUACCCCAAAGUUGAUUCGCAAUGAGUCUGUAGCUCGUUCAAGCAAACUGCUGGGUUGGUGCCAAAGGCAGACAGAUGGCUAUGCAGGGGUAAAUGUGACAGAUCUCACUAUGUCUUGGAAAAGUGGACUGGCCUUAUGUGCGAUCAUCCAUAGAUACCGCCCUGAUCUGAUAGAUUUUGAUUCUUUGGAUGAGCAAAAUGUGGAGAAGAAUAACCAGCUGGCCUUUGAUAUUGCCGAGAAGGAGCUGGGCAUUUCUCCCAUCAUGACAGGCAAAGAAAUGGCCUCGGUGGGGGAGCCUGACAAGCUUUCUAUGGUGAUGUACCUGACUCAGUUCUACGAGAUGUUCAAGGACUCAAUCCCCUCCAGUGAGGCCCUGGACCUGAAUGCUGAGGAGAAAGCAGUUCUUAUAGCCAGCACCAAAUCCCCCAUCUCCUUCCUCAGCAAACUUGGACAGACCAUCUCUCGGAAGCGUUCUCCCAAGGAUAAAAAAGAAAAGGACUUGGAUGGUGCUGGAAAGAGGAGAAAGACCAGUCAGUCGGAAGAGGAGGACGCGCCCCGGGGCUACAGAGGAGGAAGGCCCACACUGGUGAGCACUCUGACAGACAGGAGGAUGGAUGUGGCCCUUGGCAAUCAGAACAAAGUGAAGUACAUGGCAACCCAGCUGCUGGCCAAAUUUGAAGAGAAUGCACCCCCACAGUCCACUGGCAUGAGGAGACAGGGCUCGAUAAAGAAGGAGUUCCCACAGAACUUGGGAGGCAGCGACACAUGCUAUUUCUGCCGGAAGCGGGUCUAUGUAAUGGAAAGGCUGAGUGCUGAGGGCAAGUUCUUCCAUCGGAGCUGCUUCAAAUGCGAGUACUGCGCCACCACCCUGCGCCUCUCGGCCUACGCCUAUGACACGGAGGACGGUAAAUUCUACUGCAAACCACACUACUGUUAUCGACUCUCCGGCUCCGCACAGAGGAAGAGACCAGCAGUGGCUCCCCUCUCUGGAAAGGAGGCCAGAGAAGCCCUGCAGGAUGGCCCGACUGUGGACGCAAAUGGACGGGCCAGUGCCAUGGCCAGCCCUGCUGAGAGAACCCCAGGUUCAAGUAUGAAUGGUCUCGAAGAGCCUAGCAUUGCCAAGCGACUCAGGGGCACUCCUGAACGGAUCGAGCUGGAGAACUACCGCCUGUCUGUGAAACAGGCCGAGGAGCUGGAGGAGGUGCCCGAGGAGACGCAGGCUGAGCACAACCUGAGCAGUGUGCUGGACAAAGGCGCAGAGGAGGACGUGGCCAGCAGCAGUUCUGAGUCCGAGAUGGAGGAAGAGGAGGAAGAGGAGCCUCCUCUGCCCAACUCAGACCUGGGUGGCGUUCCUUGGAAGGAGGCUGUGAGGAUCCAUGCUCUUCUGAAAGGAAAGAGUGAAGAGGAACUAGAGGCCUCAAAGAGCUACGGGCCUGGGAACGAAGAGGAGGAGGAGGAAGAGUAUGAAGAGGAGGAGGAGGAGGAAGAAUAUGAGGAGGAGGAGGAAGAGUCUAGUGAAGUCGGGAGCCAGAGGCUACAGCAGAUCAUAAAUCCGGCCGACCCCUUGGAGAUCCAGGCUGAUGUGCACUGGACACAUAUUCGCGAGAAAGAGGAGGAGGAGCGAAUGGUACCAACCUCUGAGUCCUCCACUUCUAGAGUCCCAUUUGAUGAGAAUGACCUGGAGGAAGAUGUGGAUUCGGAGCCGGCAGAGAUAGAAGGGGAGGCAGCGGAGAAUGGGGACACAGGGGACACUGGUGCUGAGCUGGAUGAUGAUCAGCACUGGUCUGAUGAUAUCCCGUCAGAAGCCGAAACGGAGCUUCGCAUGCAGCAACAGGCAGUGGUGGAAGCGGAGCUGGAGCUGAGGGCAUCAGAAAGUGAGGAGGAGCAACCCGUCACCACACCAGGGCACCAGGAGAGAAGUCCCGCCCAAGUCCCCAGCCCUGCCCCGUCUCCUGAGGAGCAAGCCGGUCUGCUCUCCCCAGGCCACAGCCCUGUGGCAGAGGGAGCCCAAAUCCCACCUGUCUCUGUUGCUACCAAAGUGAAAUUGCCCGAGGAGAGCAUUUUCCCUGAACCUUUGCUCCCCAAAGUGAAGCCCAAAGCAGAAGUGCCCACUGACCAGAGAGCUGUGCGCUCUCCUAUCCGAUCGCAGCCAGUGGCUCUGCCGGAAGCCAGGACACCUACCUCCCCAGUUAGUUCACAGCGCCUGUCACCGUUGGCCACCUCCACCCCCACCACCACCCAGCUCCCCAUUUGCUCCCAGCCUCAGCCUUCCUCUGAGGCCACUAUCCCGUCCCCCACCAAGUCCCCCAUAUGCUUCCAGCCUGUUCCAGCCAAAACAUCCAUCCCCGUGGUUCCCCUCCCCUUGAAGAACCAAAGGGACACCAAGGAUAGACUGGGCAGCCCUCUCGCUGUGGAUGAGGCCCUGAAACGGAACGAUCUGGUGGCAGAGUUCUGGAUGAAGAGCGCCGAGAUUCGCCGCAGCCUCGGGCUCACACCUGUGGAUCGGAGCAAGGUGUCCGAGUCCAGCUUCCCCUCACCUGCCUUUAAACCAGUGUCCCUAAAAUCCUUUUCAGUUGAGAAGUCUCCUCAGGGUGAGGGGCUCCAGCUUCUAAAACCUCCACCUGUUCCUAAGAGGCUAGGCCUGCCGAAGUCGGAUGGUGACCAGCCCUCCCUGCCGACCCCCAAGUCCCCAUCUGACAGAGAGCUGAAAAGCUCCCAUGAGGAGAGAAGAGAUCUGUCGAGCAGCUCUGGGCUGGGCCUUCAUGGGAGCUCCUCCAACAUGAAAACCUUGGGCAGCCAGAGCUUCAACACCUCAGACUCCACCAUGCUCACUCCACCUUCAAGCCCACCUCCACCCCCACCCCAGGAUGAGGAGCCCGCAACUCUUCGAAGGAAGCCAUAUCAGAUUUAUGAGCAUAAGGAGACCAAGCCCAAGGCCUCGGUGAUCCCACCCCCACCACCUGCCUCCUUUAUGCGGGCCCCCCGAGAGCCUGCCCAGCCCCCUCGAGAGGACUUGCGGAAGUCGUUUGUGGAGAGUGUGGAUGAGAUCCCCUUUGCCGAUGACGUGGAGGAUACCUAUGAUGACAAGACGGAGGACGCGAGUCUACAGGAGAAGUUCUUCACACCCCCUUCCCACUGGCCCCACACAGAGAGGUCCCUCCACCCACCCCUAGCCAAGGAGAAUGGUAGGUUGCCUACUCUGGAGAGUGGGGUCCAACCACAGAAGAGGGGCCUGCCCGUGGUCUCUCCAGAAGCCAAGGAGCUGGCUGAGGAGCGCAUGCGAGCCAGGGAGAAGUCUGUGAAGAGCCAGGCAUUGAGAGACGCUAUGGCCAAGCAGCUGAGUAGGAUGAAGGAGAUGGAGAUGGCAGCUGGGACCUCCAGGCCCCCAGGAGGCACCUCCCGCAAAGCUUCCUCAGUUGCCUCCAAGGGCAAAGACCUCGGCCCCGAGUCCCCUAAACGCCCCGUUCUCAAAGGCCCCAGGGAGCCUACCCUGAAGCACGAAGCCACUAGUGAGGAGGUCCUCUCCCCUCCGUCGGACUCAGGGGGCCCCGAUGGUUCGGUCACCUCAUCUGAGGGCUCCAGUGGGAAGAGCAAGAAGAGAUCGUCACUCUUCUCCCCCCGCAGAAACAAGAAAGAGAAGAAGUCCAAAGGCGAGGGCCGGCCUCCAGAGAAGCCCAGCCCAAACCUCCUGGAGGAAGCCGCUGCCAAGCCCAAGUCCUUGUGGAAGUCCGUCUUUUCUGGGUACAAGAAGGACAAGAAGAAGAAGGGCGAUGACAAGUCCUGUUCCAGCACCCCUUCCAGUGGUGCCACUGUGGACUUGGGCAAGCACAGGAUGUCUCCCAUUGUGAGAGCAGAGCUGCAGCUGCGGCGCCAGUUGAGCUUCUCGGAGGACUCAGACCUCUCCAGUGACGACAUCCUUGAGAGGUCUUCCCAAAAGUCCAGGCGAGAGCCAAGAACUUACACAGAGGAGGAACUGAACGCCAAGCUGACCCGGCGUGUGCAGAAGGCAGCUCGGAGACAGGCCAAGCAAGAGGAACUGAAGCGGCUACACCGAGCCCAGAUUAUCCAGCGGCAGCUGGAGCAGGUGGAGGAGAAGCAGAGGCAACUGGAGGAACGAGGGGUUGCCGUGGAGAAGGCGCUCCGUGGUGAAGCAGGCAUGGGGAAGAAAGAUGACCCCAAGCUGAUGCAGGAGUGGUUCAAGUUGGUGCAAGAGAAAAAUGCCAUGGUGCGCUACGAGUCGGAGCUGAUGAUUUUUGCCCGGGAGCUGGAACUGGAAGACCGGCAGAGCCGACUACAGCAGGAACUUCGGGAGCGGAUGGCGGUGGAAGAUCACCUGAAAACUGAGGAGGAGUUGUCAGAGGAGAAGAAGAUCUUGAACGAGAUGCUGGAGGUGGUGGAGCAGAGAGACGCCCUCGUGGCCCUGCUUGAGGAACAGCGACUCCGGGAAAAAGAAGAAGACAAGGACCUGGAGGCUGUCAUGCUAUCCAAGGGCUUCAGCCUGAACUGGUCCUGAGCUCUACCUGUGCUCCGGCUGGCUGGUCUGUGGCAUCCACCUGACCCAGGCUGGGUUCUCCCAAACCACCCGGAUGAAAGAUCUCAGAAGGCCCGGCACCUCCUGGGAGUUGACACGCAAAUGUCUAUGUGCCUCUUGAAAAGUGGGUCAAGUGUCUGUGCUCUGGGGAACCCCAGGUGAAGAUGAUUAUCUGAGGUGGCUCAGCCUCCUUGGAAGAGGCCCACCCUGACUUCCUGCUCCAGAGAGAGGAAUACGGAGCAUUUGACAUGUGAUAUGGGAAAAAAGAAAACCCGCUCGCUCCCCAAGGACACGUGGUGGCUGGAGCUCCUCCUUCCACAAGAGGAGACAAGAGAAGGAAGCUGCCCCCUCUCCGUCAAAACCACAACCACUAGAGUGCACCUUCACGGAGCGGAAGGGACAGCGAUCUUCUUCAUGCUUCCUGAAGCACCACCAAAGAAACGAAGAAGACACCCCGGCGGGGGCAAGAUGUGACUCAAGCCCUGGGAGGGGGGCAGUGGCCAGCAGGUCAGUGCCUGCCCCAGUAUCGCAGGGGAAGCUGGAGAUGGGCUGGCUCCCGAAUUCAUGAUGCAAGUAAGGAGGACCCAGGAGGGGUCUGCUCCCUGGCCCCCUGCACCUCACACUGGACCCCUUGUGGCCAAAUGCCCUAGGCCUCCCUCUGGCUGUGACCCGAGGCCUGAGGAUUGCUGCAUUCUGCUUUGAAUUCACAACAAUUUUGACACUGGAAAUACUGACUUUGGGGGUCAGGAUGAGGCCCUACGUUUCUAGCCCCCAGUUGACAGACAGGCGUUGUUACUGUUCAGCGCUUCACGUCGGGGUGGGAGAUUAUCUUUUUCCCUGACCUUUUUCCUGUGUUUGCACAUUGAGAUGAAGCUGUCAGCCUAGCAAGACGCUCAGCCGCUUCGGACCCUUUUUGUCAGUUAACUUAUUUUUUUAAUACUUGAAGAGAAGUAACUUCAUUUUUAUAUCUUUACUAGAGACACUGAUCACUUGGCACCCGACGUAGGAGUGACAGGGGUAUCUGCCGUGUCCUCCUACAUGGUCCUAUCCCGAACUGACUGAACGCUGUUCCAGCCAUCUAUUUAUUAGCCUUCUUCAGAGUGUUGCUGACCCAGUUGGCAUCAGGGAGCAGCUGAGAACCCCACGUGGGUUCUUGGUCCUAGCUCUCCUGUCCCCUCCUGUAUUUGGCGUCCGGCCCCUCCUCCUUGACCCGGCCCACCCUCACUGUGGUACCAAACUUUGUGUCUGCACCAUUCAUUUGUCAGGGGUACAUUUCAGCACUGUUUGAGGCCAGGCCAAAGGGCACAGAUGCCACUCGCCUCUCCCUGUUGAACCCUGGCUCUGCAGAACCCAUUUAUUUUCUCCAUUUUGGUGCCAGGGUUUCACCUCCCCAUAGCACAUUUAUUAUUAAAGGUAAGCCCUUUUCCAGGCUGGCAUUGUAGGCUGGGACCUUGUAAUCCCUCUGGCUGAUGAGAAUUCUCUCAGCCCAGCCUCAGAUCCAACCCGAUAGAGAUGCAAGUGUUGGAAUUUAGGUUGGUCUCUCACAGUUAACUCUACCCCGAACCUCCUCUGCACCUCGAUCUUCAUGGGAAGGCACGGGAUAAUGAGCACCAUGUAACUGGCUCCUUGAGCCAAACUGCUCAUUUCUCACAGUUCAACUAGAGACUGGCAUUGUACAGCUCAUAGAGCCACAGUCGGAGAAAAUGUGGUAGGGAAUCCACAGAACUGACACACAGUCAGCGCAGGGAGGAUUCCUGUCCGAGCAAGGCCAAUCCGGAAGGGCCCUCCGGCAGACUCCUGGUGGAGAGGGGCCAGGGUAGGGCGAGCAGAGGCCUGGCAGCUCCUCAGAGUAGCCUUGAUCAGGUGUCCGUGCUGACCUUGGGACUUCUGUGGGGAGCCCCGCCAUGCCUCAGCUUGAACCUUCAUUCCUAGUACAAAGGAACAGGGAAAGUGUCUUGCUCUUCACUUUGUCCAUGAGCUGCCAUCUGUCUCCUGUGGAAGCGCAGGAGGUGUGCUGCUAACAACCGUCGCAGCUCCGACUCCUUCACUUCCUGUUCUCUGAUGAGGCGGAGUGUCCGUGUUUAUGCGCUUUCUUAAAAAGGCGAGAGGAGGGUGUUCUGGAUUCCCUCUUUAAACCUCACCCUUCCAGUAAAAUUGGACUUGAGACAGGCCCCUCAUCGCCUGUGUGGCCUUGUCCCUGACCCUCUUCGUCCCUCGAAUGCCACCGUAGCCAGCCCAGCCCCAGGAGAGCCACCUCCAUCCCUCCUGGCUCCUGCAAACCCUGGAGCAAGGCAGCGCUGUGCCAAGUGGUGGGCUCGGGACGUGACCGUAGCGACACGCUGUGAGUAGCCUCAUGUAGCGCGGGCGCCACACGGGACCUGUGCCCUCGUGGCCGGCCGGCCCGGUCAGCCUUUAACACCCCUGCGUCCUUCCGAAGCACACACUGCGGGCUGCGGUUGCUAGAAAGGGGACUGAAGACUUUGCAGAGAAGGUUCCAAAAUCCACAAGCCUCCAACACGUGCCCCGGUUCUCCACUCCCGACGCUGUUAGGACUUGCGGCUCUAGUAGUGCCCCUUUCUUUUAAAGCUCCCGUUUUAUAACCACUAGUUUGCAGUUUAUGUUAGUACCCUGGUGACAGGCUGCAUGAAAUGUUUUCCAACUCUGGAAAUGCAUGCAGCUCCAGGCAACUGUUCUUCCCGAGAUUUAAGUCCCCUUGAAGGCAGGGACACAGGAAAUGAAAUGCCAGAGCUUGAGUGAGCCCGAACACAAGGCCCACAGAGUGGGCAACCAGUUCCGCAUCACCAGAGGGAGGCAGCAGACACCUCCACUCCUGAGUCUGAGGGACUCCUUGUGGGGUUCUCACCCUGCUCGGGUGAUAUCUUUGGGCCUUUGCCCCCAGAAACCAUCCUCCAGUUGCUUUUGACCAGCAAUGAUGGACUAUUCUUUAUCCUCUGAAAAGAGAAGAAAGUUUUCAGUGGGGCAGGAGGUAGAAUUCAAAGAAAAACAGUUGUAAGGUGGUAAUAACUGAGCUGCAAAGGGGAAUGGGCCACUUUAUGCGCAAUAAAAGUUUUUCACAGAAAUACAGAGUGUAUUUCUUAAGUCAUUUUACCAAACUUGGCAGCGAG